Molecule: messenger RNA, 884 nt
Organism: Sinocyclocheilus rhinocerous
Lineage: Eukaryota; Metazoa; Chordata; Actinopteri; Cypriniformes; Cyprinidae
Product: female protein-like
Exons: 2
Coding region: 92-799 (235 amino acids)
Source: RefSeq, a predicted model, not a curated record
AAUCAGCACUGACAUGCGGUGUCCUCACUACAGUGGAGCAGGGUGAAAUGCUCAGGUACUUCUGUCCUGCCUGACUCGACCCAAGAGGACCAUGAAGAGAGUUGCUUCGUACGUUUUCUUUAUUGUCCUUUGCGGUUUGGCGUUGUCCCAGCUGGAGAAAGACAGAAAAUGUUUGAGGGAGAAGGUCAUCACGUUCCCAGAGCUGACCAUCAACAACUGGGUGAAGCUGCACCCGAAUGAAUCCAUGGAUCUGUCUGCAGCCACCGUGUGUUUGCGAUUCUACACUGAACAAGCGAGUCCCAGCCCAUGUCUUUUUUCUCUGGCUACACCGUCCCACCCUCAAGACUUUUCUUUACGUUGGUCAGGUGACAGCAAAAAGUACCAGAUGUUUAUUCAUAACACCCAGGUUGAAUUCAAAGGGUUGACGUUUAACAUGAAUCAGUGGAACUCAGUGUGUGCGUCCUGGGAUGCCAACAGUGGUCUUGCACAGAUGUUUGUGAAUGAAGUAGCCAGCAUUAAGAAGGCGGUGGGCACUAAAGUAUCUUUUAAAGGAAACCCUGUCAUCACACUUGGCCAGUAUCAGACCCAAUAUGAUGGAGGGUUCCUCCAACCCUCUAUCUUCACAGGUUUCAUAGCAGAUGUGCAUGUGCAUGGACAAGUCCUGACCACCCGUCAGAUUAAGACCUACAUGGAGGCAAAGACCAAAUACAAACUUGGUGAUUACAUUAACUGGCACAAUCUGAUGUACACCAUUGCUGGGUCUGCACAAGUGGAAGAAAAGCAUCACGUAACAUUCUAAACCAAAGAAGAGAAGCAAUAGUGCUCUGUUGUACUGAACUCUUGAUGUAAUGUCACAAGAAAUUAAUAAACAUCUUGACAGUGAA